AUGAUGUCCAAUCCACACAGCAAUUUUCACGAACGGCACCGCCAACAUCGCCGCCAGAUUUCCACCCCAUCGGCGAUCGAGGCUGCCAAAGCUCCCAACCUGCCCGCCCCGGCUCUGAAGCGAUUCCAUGCUCACCGGCGAGGCCAGAGUCUGGACCACCGUUCGCUGCAGAUGCAACCGCAGUCCGUCCAAGAUGGUACCUUUUCAUUUACUAACGCAGCAGUACACCAACAACCACAGCAUUUCUUGCGGGAAGCACAGCGCCAACAAUUCUCCCGACAGACACAUCCCGCAUUUCCUCAACAUAUGACCCCCAUGUCCUUGAUGUCUGGAUGCCAGGCAUUGUCCCAGGAAGACCUGCAGGCAUUGACCAACCGCAACGGCAAUGACACCACCCAUCCCAACAACAUGGCCUUCAUGAACCCGGCCAUGAUGAAUGUUGGCAACCAAAAUUUCGGAGGUCACCAGCCUACCAGCGUCACUCUCAACAUGAUUCAGCAACACCGGAACGCAAACCUCCCUGGCAACAAUGCCAUCGAUCGCCCAUUCCUUGACAACCACAUCUGGGAUGCUUAUCAGCAAGACAACAUGGCCAUGCCCCAACAGCAAACCAACGGCAUCACCGCGGAAAUGCGACGCAUGUCCGCUCAAUCGGACAUCGGACCUUCCCGUGCGCAGCGACCGCAUACCCCAAAGCAGGCCAAUACCCACUAUAUGCCAAUAACCCCGGCGACAACACCAUUCAAGAGAACGAUGAACAUGGCCAAGUAUAACCAGGACACACAGGUGUCUCCCACCAAGGAACAGAGUCUUUCUAUGUCUGGCUCAGCACAGGCAUCGUAUAUGCAACGAGCAAAGUCCCUCCAGGGUGUACCUGGAACGACUACUACUCAGAAGAAGAUUGAUUUGCCCUCCCCCCCUAACACAGCUUCAUUCGAAAUCGAUAGUUUCGAUGCGUUUGAUUGUAAGCAGGAAUCCAGUUUUGAUAAUCUCGAGUCUCAGAAUGUAUCGCAAGACCUGUACCCACCAUCGCUAUCCACCUCGUCUUCCUUCUACUCGUCUCCAGAGCUCGCAGCCAUGCAAUCCUCCGAAGAUGCUAGUGACAAGGCCCCAAAGGUCCCCAUUGUCCCCGCUACGCCGCAACGAGCUCAUCACCAGAGAAUGUCCAGUGAGACAAGUACCGCCUCUGCCACGAAGCCCAAGCUGUCCCCCCGAGUUGCGUCUAUCGAUAACCUCAACCUCGACGCUAGAGUCCACGCAUCCAUCAAACAAACGGGCGUCACCAUCGACGAGAUUGCUGCCUUCAUUCACGGUCCCGAUCCCGUGGACGGCAAAUGGGUGUGUCUUCACUCUGGCUGCGGAAGACGAUUCGGUAGAAAGGAAAACAUCAAGUCUCAUGUUCAGACCCAUCUGGGAGACCGCCAGUACAAGUGCGACCACUGCGAAAAGUGCUUUGUCCGUGGUCAUGACCUCAAGCGCCAUGCUAAGAUCCACACCGGAGACAAGCCCUAUGAAUGUCUUUGCGGGAACGUCUUUGCCAGACAUGAUGCCUUGACUCGACACAGACAGCGGGGAAUGUGCAUUGGCGGAUACAAGGGAAUCGUGCGCAAGACAACAAAGCGCGGCCGACCAAAGAAGCACAGGCCAGAGCUGGAAGACAGACAGGACAAAGCAUCCAGAACCCGCCAGAGAGCCGCUGAAAAGUCAUCCUCCGAAUCAUUCUCCGGUUCCGACAGCGCUCGCAGCUCGCCCCCGUCCGAGGUCUUUGAGAACAUGAGCAUUCGUGGCUCUAGCCCAGCGCAAGACAUUCCUGUGUUCAACACUCCCAACUACUCUUUGCCUCCGGAAGCGUUCACCUUUACACCCCCUGCCUCACCAGGUUGCAGCACUGGCAACAAGCCUUCGCCGAAUCGGACACACCGGUCUCUCACACCUAACUCGGAGGAUGAAAUCUUGCCUACAUCUCUUGCCAGCCGACCUUUGGAUAGGAUUGUGGAGGAAACCGAGCUGCCUUUUAUCUCUGAACCCGAAACUUGCCCGUACACAAGCUCGGCCGCCAACUCUCUGUCUUCCCCCCACACUGCACCCACCCUGGCUGAUUCUUCCAACGGUUCCGAUCUCGACAUCUUUAUCAACCAAGAUGCUACAACUGGCUUUGGAAAGCACGAAUUUCCUGGUCUCACCGACCCUGACAUGGCUUCCUUCCCCGAAUACGUCAACCCAGCUUCUUUUGACAGCGGCUUGGACUUGUUUCCGGGAAAGACCUUCUCGACGGGUCCUUCUAUGAAUGACGACUUCUUUUCCUUCCAAUUUCAGGUCGAUGAACAACCUUCAGACCUCAUGGCACGAGACUUUUUCCUGGAGUAA
Messenger RNA from Aspergillus wentii DTO 134E9, 2367 nucleotides. RefSeq names its product putative C2H2 transcription factor (Swi5) (gene ace2). The coding region runs from base 1 to 2367 and encodes 788 amino acids. NCBI's taxonomy places the organism in Eukaryota, Fungi, Ascomycota, Eurotiomycetes, Eurotiales, Aspergillaceae. The record is from RefSeq and is a predicted model, not a curated record. The transcript is spliced from 2 exons.